Messenger RNA from Musca vetustissima, 1493 nucleotides. RefSeq names its product collagen alpha-1(I) chain-like. The record is from RefSeq and is a predicted model, not a curated record. Lineage: Eukaryota; Metazoa; Arthropoda; Insecta; Diptera; Muscidae. The coding region runs from base 16 to 1458 and encodes 480 amino acids. The transcript is spliced from 5 exons.
UUAAGAACAGACAAAAUGGAAGCACCCACAACAGUCGAUACGGCGCCUAUAACUGGCGGUGUAGCUCCCACACGUGGACGCGGUGGUAUGCGUGGUUCGUUUGAACGGGGACGUGGCAGGGGUAUGGGUAGGGGCCAAUUUUCUGGUAUGGGAGGACCUGGUGGUUUCUCUAGCCGGGGUGGUUAUGGAGCACGUGGAGGCGGCGGUGGCAUGGGAGGUGCACCGAUGGGCUAUCCACCACGUGGUGGCUUUGCUCCCAGAGGAGCUCCACCGAUGCGCGGAGCUCCUGGUAUGGGUGGUCCAGGCGGAUACUCGGGCAGGGGUGGUUUUCAAGGAGCACCCAGGGGUGGACCACCAAUGCGAGGAACCGGACGUAUGCCAAUGUACACACAACAAACAUUUUUGGACGCUGCAGAGCCGAAACAACACACCGGUGUGGAUAACAAUAAAACUAUCUCACCGGUACAAGCAUCAGCUAAUAAUCAAGUUGUUGCCAUAAAGGAGGAUAAUGCGGCGGCCACAACGGAAGUUGCAGCCCCUGCUGCAACUCAGGAAGCAGAUCCCAAUGCAGUGGUGACGGCGUCAACUGCCCCCUUGGUUAGUAGUAAACCACCCCUAAUGGGUACAUCACCAAAUUAUCGUGGUCGCGGACGUGGUGGCCCUAGAGGUGGAGGUCGUGGAGCAUAUAAUCCACACAAUGGUAGCACCGGUGGUAUGAUGUCCAUGCAUGGUGGUGCUCCAAUGCAAGAACAUGGUGGUAUGGUGCGACGUGGUGGUCCACCAAGAGGACGUGGUUCAUACCAGGGUGCUGGUAUGACACGUCCCCCAAUGCACCAACAGACGCAUGCAUCUAACUCACAGUCUGCACCAAUGUCACUGAAGCGUGGAGCUCCUGGUGGUCCUCCUGGACCUAAACGUGGACGUUAUGAAUCUGGUCCAUAUUCUCAGAGAGCACCUGCGCCCAAAUAUCAUCAACCUCCACAUAUGGCCCAGCAACCAGCUGCUAAUUAUGGUGUCGCUCAUCAGCCAGCUCCACCACCACCACAAAGUCACCAUGGCUAUCCACCUCAUGUUGCAGCGCAAACAAUGGAUCCUUAUGCCCAGUCAUAUGCUGCUGCACCACAGGCCCAAACCACAUAUAAUGGUUAUGCGCAGACAUCAACCUAUCCCCCGGCACCAGCGCAUGCAACAACACAUCAGGCCAACAGUGCCUAUGCUGGUGGUGAAUACGAUCAAAGUCAAUAUCAAGGAUACAGUUCUACAUACGGUCAACAAGAUACCCGCUAUCAAACAUAUGGUCAAGAUUAUACACAACAGUAUGGUGCCCCAGCUGUUGAUUAUAAUACAUCUCAGGCAGAUUACUCCCAACAUGCGCAGCAAACAUACGAUGAACGCGCUUACGCCGGUUAUGACACGCAGUCAUAUCAGCAGAGUUAUUCAAAUGCGGGCUAUUAUUAAGUCAAAAAAUAUGGUAAUGGAAUUUUGAAAAAAAA